Yamadazyma tenuis ATCC 10573 is the source of this 2549-nucleotide messenger RNA. RefSeq lists its product as uncharacterized. Lineage: Eukaryota; Fungi; Ascomycota; Pichiomycetes; Serinales; Debaryomycetaceae. The record is from RefSeq and is a predicted model, not a curated record. Gene Ontology annotation, molecular function: guanyl-nucleotide exchange factor activity.
UCAUUAACUACUUUUCAUCUCGUGAACCCUUCCUUUGUUUUUUUUUUUGAACAGCUUGUGAACUACCGACAGUUUUUCUUUUCUUCCCCGUAGGACUUGACAACCAUAAAGAACAACUGGAAACUUGACAAUUACAAUAUUCCGUUUAAACCAUGAGUGUUUACCAGAGACUAGCUUCUGGAGAUGAACAAAAUCUCGAGCAAGCUGAAGGAAUCUCAUUCAAACACUAUUCCACUGAUGAGGUGGAGGACAGCAUAAUCAUAAAUCCACUCGCUGGUAGAUUGGAAUUGAGUAAGAAUAGCGAGUUCAAGUCCAAGAGUACUGAAGAAUGGAUCAAUAUCUUCCCCAAUGCUGCAUAUUUCUCAAGCUACGAUGAUAGUCUCUUUGGACAUAUAGUCACAGCAGUAUAUGAAAAUCCCGUAUCAGAUAAAAUCUGUACGGUAUCCUUAACCAAAUUUGGGGUCACCGUUUACCACGAUUUAAUCUUGAACCAAGACUCCAGAUUCUAUCCCAGUAUUGAAAACUUGUUACCUAUCCAUAAAGAAUCCAAGGUUAGAAAAGCCUUAGCAGUAACUUUCUUGAAAAAUUACAAUAAGCUUGUGAAUCAUCCUGGGGAAUUUGAAAUAGAAAAGAGAUGGGAUGAGACUAAUGCUGGAGCAAUGGCAAGUAGACUGAGCCUUUUGGUAGAUAAGAGGCCGAAUGAGUUUGGUCUUAAGUUACUCCAAAUGGGGGUAAUUCAAAACCACACGUUGAAGUCUUUGGUUCUCGAUACUGUGUACAAUAACACCAAUAACGAUUCCAAAGUCAUUGAGAGUAAUAACAGAUUGGUGUGCCUACUAGGUGACCAAUUAGACCAGUUGUUUGAUCCUUUGUUGGAAUACUCACCAGAGACUCUUGAAACUUCCUAUAACGUCCCUAACACAUCUAACUACGAAAAGCCAAAGUUUAUUGACAACUUGAAGAUUGCCACAAUCACCGACGAAUUGUUGACUGUUCAAACCAAUUUUACCAUGGGUCUAGUAGGUCUUUUACAGAACUUCAUCAUCCCAUUGAGAGUUCAUGUGUUAGAGUCCAAGGAUGCUCAAGGCAUAGUCAAAAUCAAUCACAUAUUUCCCCCCACAAUCGAUGAAGUAACCAGAAUCAAUUGUGUACUUCAUGAUUCUUUGACUAGAGCCAAACCUUUUGGUUACGUGGAGGUGAUUAAGGUGUUUGGAAUGAUUUUGCCAUAUUUUUACAAACCGUUCAUCAGGCAUGAAGCCAACUUGAAAAGCUUCAAAUCAAGAUUCAACAAGUUUUACGGAAGAUAUGAAAAGCAGGUCUUUGCAGAUCCAAACAUAAACAAAAGUAAGUUUUCCAAGAACUAUAUUGACUCCGUGAUAACGGGUUCAUUGUUGGAAUUACCUAAGAUUAAGUUAAUCUUGAUGCGAUUAUACGAGGAGGUUUCCAGUGAGUUUUCAAAAUUGAAGAACUUUGAGCAGGAAGAAUUUGAGGAACCAUCAGUUUUAGAUUACUAUUACAAGAGUGCCGUUGACAUAAUUGAUGCGUUUGGUGGUGACGAAAGUCUAGCUAUUGAAAAGGACCAUGAAAGAUUCAAUUCUCAGCAUAGAAUAUUUACUCCUACUGGUAAAUUAUUGACCGAAUUAGCUACCAACUGGCCACCCGAGUUACAAUAUGGAUGGCUCUCAAGAAAGGUGAUUGGAAUUUUUGAAUUGAAGAAUGUCAAACCGAAUAACCAAAACAAUCAUGAUGAUGAAGUGUUGAUUAUAUUCAGCGACACCAUAAUGUUCUUGAGAAUAGUUGAUGAUAAUUAUUAUAUCAACAGCAAUGGUAAUUUGAACUUAAGAAUCUCUGAUGUCUUAAUGCACUCGUUGGUAAAUGAGAAGCCCUUACCAAAAUUGUCUCUGUUUCCAAGGAUGGAAGUCAGCCACUGGUGUUCCAUUACUGAUGUGAUUGUUACCACUUAUAAGUCCUUUUCGUUUUCAACUUCAAGUGAAGAAGAUUUUUUGAGGUUCUUUUCUUGUACUGGAAGGGGCUUCAAAGGUGAUAACAAACAAGAAAUGAAUAAAAACUACGAGAUCUUGCGUGAUAGCAAUAGCGGAAACUUCACGACUGGAAAUGAAGUCAUUGAGUUGAUAAAUAAGGCCAAAGUUCUUCACAAGAAUCAACCUUUCCAUUUAUUCAGGAGCAACAAGUCAGCUUUACAUCUCUAUUCGACUGCCCAUUCCGCCACGAAUUAUGAUAACGAAAACACCAAGUCCCAGAUAAUUUUAUUGUUGAACAUGCCACAGGAAAUGAUUCCUCACUAUUUCGAGAUGAAUCAACACUUGUUUCUUAUUUUGACUGCUUCUUACACUUACGAUGGAAGAGUUCAAUUGAUUGGGUUCAACCGUUCUAAAAGACCGGAAUUUGACGCUAUUGUUCCAGAAGAAGAUUUUCAAAAUACAUUAUUGGACACCUUGAAGAUGUACAUGAAUUGUUAUUUCAAUUCAUUUUCAUUAGUGACGGAGCAGAUGAUUAAGAGUUUGCAGUUGGACUUAGAAUACUACUUA